AUGAAGCGAAGAUCCUUCUCUGUCCUUCCCCUUUUUGUAGCAGGUGUCUGUCUUGUAGUCCUUGUCAUAGUUGCUCCUUCAGAAGCCAUCUCGCAUACUAAAUACAAAGUAUCCGGUAAGGAUGUUGUUCCCAGCCGCUACGUUGUAGAGUUCGAUUACGGGGAUUCAAAAUCUGCCAACAGCUUUGUCCACUCAGUCCAAAGCAAGUUCAAAAAGGCCAAGACCCAUAUUGCCGAGCAAUAUGAGCACAAUAUCUUCAACGGUUUUUCUUUUGGUCUGAACGAUCUCGACGAAAUAGAACAUAAUACUGCUCUCAAGACCGUUCUUGAUUACAGUCAUGUCAAGGCAGUCUAUCCUGUUAGAGUAGUCAGGCGUCCCAAAGUUACAGUCGAGAAAGCUUCGUCCAAGGGAAAAGAGGCCUCUAUCUUACCCCACGCAAUGACCCAAGCGGACCAUGUUCAUUCUGAACUCAAGAAAUUUGGCAAGGACAUCAAAGUUGGUGUCAUUGAUUUUGGCGUCGAUUAUUUUCAUCCUGCUCUUGGAGGAGGCUUUGGCAAGGGUUUCAAGGUUCAGUACGGGUAUGAUCUCGUUGGUAGUGCCUACACUGGCGAAAACUCUCCUGCUCCUGACUCUGACCCUCUCGACAACUGUCCAGCUGAUACUGAGUCUGGUGGACAUGGAACCCAUGCCAGUGGAAUCAUUGCCGGUUAUGCUGCCAAACCUGAUGUUCUCACCAAAGCUUACUUGAUGGCAUACGAUGCUGGAAUGGAUGUUAUGUCUGUAUCUAUUGGCGAGGACAACGCUUGGAGCAGUGGUUCUGAUACAAUUGUCGCUCAGCCGAUUGCCGAAAAGGGAAUUCCAUUCAUUGUUUCUGCUGGUAACUCUGACAGCAGUGAUGUAUUUACUGUUGGUAUGCCCAGUACCGCUAAAGAUGUCUGGUCAAUUGCAUCCGUUGAAAACGACAAUAAUAUGAUUAAAACCUUCAAGGCCUGUUCCGCAUCCAAAAAAAUGGAAUACAUGAACUCUUCGACAUCUCAAAUCCCCAAUGGAAUCGUUGUUUCUGGUGAUAAGAAUAUUGGCAGUGAUAAGGAUGCUUGUGAUGCUUCAACUACCCCUGACCUUAAGGUCAAGCUUGCUAUUACUCAGCGCGGUGGCUGUAACUUUGACGAUAAGGCUGCCAACGUUGCCAAAGCUGGUGCAAUUGGUUUGAUUAUUUAUGACAAAUCUGGCAGUGUAUUCACUCCCAUCAAUCCCAAGGCUACCAUUCCAGCUAUUGGUAUCUCGGCUGCUGACGGUCUUACUCUUUUGGACGGCAUCAAGUCUGGUGCCGAGACUUUGAAAUUUGAUCUCGCUCCAACUAUAAUUCCCACAAAAAACGGAGGCCAUAUUUCUGGUUUCUCCAGUAUUGGUGCUUCUUAUGAGCUUGAUCUUAAGCCCAGCCUUGCUCGCGUUGGUGGUGGAAUAUACUCUACUCUUCCCCGUAAUUUUCAAAGCUGGGGUUUUAUGUCCAGUACUUCAAUGGCUGCUCCUUAUGUUUCUGGUUCUGUUGCUCUCUUGAUUGAAGCCAGAGGUCUCAAGAAGAAGAACUUAGUAAUUUCCCAGCAAUUAAAAAACUACGCCCUCAAGCUUACCCACACCAAGGGUAAGAAUGAAAUUGAAAGUCCUCUUCUUCAGGGAGCUGGUUUGGUUCAGGUCUACGAUGCUAUUUCUGGUAAAGUCAAUGUUUCUCCCACCCAGAUUAGUUUCAACGACACUUCCUCAUUUGCCAAGUACAAGACACAAACUUUGACUGUACACAAUACUGGCAAGGCUCGUGUUGUUUUCAAGGUCAUUAACGAGCCUUCAGUCGCCGUUGCUCCUUACAACCACCAAGAUUAUAUUUUCAAGACAUCUGUCACUCUCAGCGCUGGCCAAAAGACUAUUGUUCGUAUCACUGUUGUUCCUCCCAAGACUAACCCCAAGGAUCACAUAAUGUGUGGUGGUUACAUUCAUUUUAAGUCUAGCAACCGCAAGUCUGCUCUUGAUGCUACUGUUCCUUACUUUGGUGUCGUUGGCAAGCAGCGUGAACUUUCUCUUUUUGAUGCCAAAUAUCCAUAUCUCUCUGACACCAAUGGUACAAAAGUUUACUCCAAAAGCCAAACAUAUAUCUAUGACCGCAGUAAUUGCAAGACCAUCCCAAACAUUGUCUACCGCCUUCUGACUCCUACAGCCAAGUUUGAUGUUGACGUCUUGAAUGCCAAGACCAAAAAGUCAAUUAGAAAAACCAUGACUGAUUCUGUUUACCUUGCUCGCAACAGCUUAUUUGAAGAUGGAUAUAGCUCCAAGGUUACCUGGGAUACCACAUAUGUAUUUAACACUUUCUCUGGUAUUCCAGCCAAAAUUCCUGUACCUUCAGGAACUUAUAUCCUCAACCUGAGAGCCCUCAAGCUCCUCGGUAAUCCUAAAGAUCCCAAGGACUGGGAGACUUUUCAGACUGGUCCUGUUGUUGUAAAGAACUAAUUUGUUGAUAUUAGAUGAGAUAUCUCGGUCCAUUUGCGGCUUUAAUUGUAUAAUAAUCAAAUAAUCAAAUGGGUCAACAUCUUUAAACACAAUUUCCUUUAUAUUCAUUUAUCAAUAUAUUUAUCUGGUUAAUUAAAUACUAAAUUAUUAUGUAUCCGAGUCACAUAUGAUGCAAAUAAAAUCUAUAAAAGUCAGUACCAUU
Phycomyces blakesleeanus NRRL 1555(-) is the source of this 2701-nucleotide messenger RNA. RefSeq lists its product as hypothetical. Gene Ontology annotation, molecular function: tripeptidyl-peptidase activity; serine-type endopeptidase activity. Lineage: Eukaryota; Fungi; Mucoromycota; Mucoromycetes; Mucorales; Phycomycetaceae. Gene Ontology annotation, biological process: proteolysis. The record is from RefSeq and is a predicted model, not a curated record. The coding region runs from base 1 to 2499 and encodes 832 amino acids. The transcript has 7 exons. Gene Ontology annotation, cellular component: membrane; cytosol; cell wall.